Messenger RNA from Phycodurus eques (leafy seadragon), 6563 nucleotides. It is a transcript of the gene clmpb, whose product is annotated as CXADR like membrane protein b. The record is from RefSeq and is a predicted model, not a curated record. The transcript is spliced from 7 exons. Bases 31 to 1188 code for a protein of 385 amino acids. Lineage: Eukaryota; Metazoa; Chordata; Actinopteri; Syngnathiformes; Syngnathidae. Gene Ontology annotation, cellular component: membrane; cell surface; cytoplasmic microtubule.
UUUUUUUUGCAUGUGGGAUUUCCUGCCGCGAUGUCUGCAACAUUUCGCUAUUUGUUUCUGGUUCUCCUCAGUCCGCUGUCAGGAGGUGCCCAGACUGAGAUGAAGAAGGUAGUCGGGGACAACGCCACCUUACCUUGCCACCACCAGUUCCAAUCAUCCGGCUCAAUUGAUAUUGAGUGGCUCCUGCAGAAACCAAACUCCAAACAGAAAGUGAUCAUUACGUUCUUCGGUGGUCACGUGUACACUAAUGAGGCCACGAGCACUGAUGCCGGUCACUUCUCCUUUGCUGGGGAGUACCUGGGUGGAGACGCCUCCCUGCUGAUCAGUGACCUGCUGCUGAAUGACUCUGGGGAGUACUACUGCAAGGUCAAGACUGGGGGGAAGUACCACUGGAGCCAAGUCAACCUCAUUGUGCUGGUGAAACCCUCAAAGCCCAUAUGUCGGAUGGACGGUGACCACCUGGAAGGUAGCGACGUCAAGCUGAGCUGCAAGUCCAGUGACGGUUCCGACCCCAUCAACUACAAGUGGGAGCGAGUGCUAGACAAAGGCAAGAGCCUUGGCAAACUGCCAAACCUGGCACUUAUAGAUCUGAAGAACCCUGAACUCAUGACCCUGAGGAACCUCACCAUGGAGAGCACAGGUGUCUACAGGUGCACAGCCAGCAAUGAUGUGGGCGAGGAGAACUGCACCAUUGAGGUCCCAAUGCAGCGUGUGAAGGAUAUGGGUAAGAUGGCUGGAGCAGUAGUGGGAAUUUCCGUGGGUGUGCUCAUCGUCAUAUUAACCGUCUGGCUUGUCUUCAGAACAAAAGAGAAAAAGAAGUAUGAGGAAGAGGAGACUCCAAAUGAGAUAAGGGAGGAUGCAGAGGCUCCUAAGGCCAAGCUGGUGAAGCCCAACUCCCUGUCCUCGUCCCGCUCCGGCAGCUCACGCUCAGGAGCCUCCUCCACCCAGUCGAUGGUGCACAACAGCGCCCAGCGUGGCCACCGCCCCCGCCCACCUGCAGUUGCAGCGCUCAAGGAAAAUGGACAACCUCCGGGCUUUCCCCAGUCCCCUCCAGCCUACACCACAGUGGUGCCACCCAAGAACCCCGAACCCCCUACCACUCCCAAAUUCAACUCCAGGAAUAUGUCUGGGCCCACACCCCCGACCCUCAUGGUCCCUGCCCAGACCAAGGCCUUUCAGACUGUGUAGGACUGAAAGCUAACUCCUUCCUGCAGCCAUGCCAUGACUCCCAUUCCUACCCCCCAACCCUGUACCCCUUCCCAAAGACUAAGACCCUUCCAUAAACAAAGAAAUGCAACUAGUUAAAGGGAUGUAAUUAAAAAUUUAAUACUAUCAGUCCAAAAGUACUUCUAAUGAAUGCAUACUUAAAAGGGAAAAUAUGAAAUGCUUUCCCCUACUGAAUUACAUAAAAGAAAAAGAUCAAAGACAAGGCUCUGUUUGUUCCUUGUGACUUAAGGAAGAAAGCACUGUAUGCGGCGAGCUGAAAGGACCGCCUCGUCGAAUAUUUAUCAUAUCAAAAUUUUAGGCAUGUAAUGGAGCAAAGGGGUAAAAAGUGGAUAAAACAUUCAAAGCUGAAUGAUAGUAGAUGUAGCCCCCUCCCACCAUGAUACGUACGAGAUGGAGACUGCAGAUCUUUUCUUCUCCAGUGGGAUGAUGAUGUCACUUUCCAGCACUUGAUCCAAAACCACAGACCCCAUUUGCCACCCGUGGGUUGACCCAAUUGUGCCCGUUCAUGCGGCCAGACACAGUAUUACAGUGUGUGUGGGUGGGUGUAUGUGUGUAUUUGUGUGUGCAUCAUUAUCCUCUCUUUUGAGGAAUCCACAAGGAACUUACUUAGACUCACUCAUCUGACUGAUCAGCCAAUCUGCUUUACCACCAGCAGGGCAAACUUCAGGUAUAAGGAUGUAGCACUAACAGUGGAGUCAUAUUAAUGGAGUCUUCACAUCUUUUCUGGUACUGAAUACCUUACUUCUAUUAAACACAUACCGGUAUACUAGGCCUAUAGACAGACCAUGCUUUGAUAUUGGAAAUAAGCAACUAUUAGCUCAUCAAGAGUAUUUUUUUGCCUCCCUUGUUUUAUGUGUUUCUUCUAUCCAAGCUGGUCGAAUGGUUGACAGACAGCUUAGUCAUAAUAAGAAGUGCCACCAUUCCCUAAAAUGGGUUAUUAUUUUUGCUUUUAUUUUUUUUGUUUACCUGCUGCAUUUCAGAAAUGAAACCAAAAUGUGUUACCAUGAACGUGUGCUGAAUGAUGAGGAGGGAUGGCAUCAUUUUCGUUGCAGUAAAGUACUGAAUUAAUAAGCGAAUAUAACUUAUCUUCACUUCUGCUACCUGUUUUCACUCUUGUAAUAAGACAGAAUGAAAUUAAUAACGAAGAGGAAGUGGGCCUUAUAAUGUUUUAUUAUUUACGAUUGUAAUUGUGUGGUGUCAACUGUAAUGAUUUGAUCAGAAGCAAUAGACACAAUUGAUGAAAGCAGGAAAACACAUCGCCUGAAGUUAGAAGAUGCUACGGGAGGCAGAGGAGUUCCCGGCAGAUCACAGCAACCGCGUGUGUUGCUUCGUAUUGUUGCUGUAAACACCUAUGGGUAAAACUCAUUAAAAUAAAGAAAACACACAGAUAUACAGAACUGUUGACGAAAGAUUUUCUAGCUUGAGCACUCUGGACUACAUAAUCACCAUCAUCAUCAUCAUCAUAAAUUUCCUCAGCAGUUUUUCAUGUUGAUGGAUUUAGUUUUUGGAGCAGCAUGAGAUUCAUAGUGUUUCCAGGACAAGAGAUGCCACUCUGUUGUUAGCCUCGUUAGAAAAAACAGUCCGCUAGUACAGUAACUCUUCUGCCUCUGUUAGCUUCUUGCAGACUCUACUCUUGUCUGCUUUCCUCACUCUGUCUACCUUGCCCUUCUUAUUACAUUACAUGAAUAAGUGAAAAUAACCCAAAGAAGACACGAGGCUGACAUUUUCAGACAUCAUAGUGAAAAAAAGUCAAUUAAGCCUGAUAAAAGGAAUGAGAAGUAUGAUGACUUCAGUUGUAAAGAGUGUAUGGUAUCAUUGUCAGGACUCUCAAUGGAUUCAUAAUAAUGGAGUGGCACUCAAUGGCUCUCUGCCUGAAUCAGCAAGUGCUGGUGUGUUAUUGGUCCGUCCGUGUUAUCAGCCAAUGCCCCUUUUGUCACAUAGUCUCAGAUCCAGUGCAGUUUGAUUGAACGUAGCUAAAAUAAAGCAAGUAGCUUCUCUAUCUAGUGUGCCUUUGCAAUCCCUUAUUCCUUUUCAUUCUUUCUUUCUUUGUCCCUAUCUUCAGCACACCUUCUCACUGGCUGAGAAGGUCAAUGGUGACAAAUAUUGAUGCACUUCAAUAAGUCGCCCUGGAUAAAAACUGAGGCAUCCCAAAGGGGGGGGAGUACAGAGCAGUGCAAAGUAUCCAUUGUGAGAGAGCUAUCCUAUGCCACGGGACAAUGUACUGUAGAUUCUGUAACCAAUAUUGUUUUGCAUUGUACAUACAGAUAGAUAUACAGUAUGCACAUGAUGUCAUUUGACUUAAUAAAUUAAGGUACAUGAGGGGAGAUUUGCGCCCUACAGCAGUAAAAGUCAAAUGGAAAACGCAAUGGUGAAUUAAAAACAUGUUGUUUUGUGUCCUAAAUGACAUUCUUGAAUGGAAAAAGAAGCUAAAAAAUAACCUUUUCCCCCCACUGAGAGCAACAUUUCGACACAGAUAGAGGUACAAGCAUGGAUUGCAUCCACCCUGUGAUGGAGGUUAUUGCUUGUGCUUUUGCCAGAUUAACCUGGAAUGCUAUUUUUCUAUUAGGAAACCCUGUCCAAUUUAAAUGUUCAUGGGUGCUCACAAUAUACACCAUAACUAUAUGGAACCUUCAAAGUCAAACGCAUCGAUUGUGAUUGAAUUUAUCUGGUCCAGACUCAAACUAUCACCAUCAUGCCUCCAUUUACUGCACAGGAAAUUAAAUAACAUUUUAGCAUAAGCAUACAACUGUAAAAUAAAAGAACUAAAAAGAAGACUGUGGGCAGCAAGAACACGCAUCCAUGCAACGAGGUGAAGACUCUGGAGCAUAAUGCUGCACCCUCCAGAGCUAAGACAAGCAAAUAUUAGAAAGUAUUUUUAUAAGGUACAGUACUGGAAAUGCAGUGUAGUACCGGCUUAUACUUGCUUUUGACAAUGAAACAUUUUUGAGGCGUUCAACUUUGUAGGUUCCACUUAAUAACAAUUGAUUUGUUACUUGUUAUAGGCUCCAGUGGUGCUCAUGAUACUUUUGAGUUGUUCGGCUUUUUCUUCUAAAACUGAAAGGGAACAGUUCACAGAAGAUAAAGGAAUUUAAUAUUCAAAUUAUUAAAAUCUGUGGGUAAAAAAAAAAAUUACUGACUUCAUAUGUGAGACUUCCCAUUUGACAUGCCUGUGAAGGGGAGGGGCCCUGUAAGAUGCCUUUUAUAUUAAACUACAAACAGCAGUUCAUAGGGAAACUAGAGUGCAAGUGCAUGUGACUAUGCGUGUGAGUGUGUACAGUGGGGGUGUGUGCAUGUUAAUUUAGUACAAGCCCUCGGGCCACACCCACACACUCUAUUGUUAGCCAUUCAGCGAACGAGAGGGGAUCUAGCCAGGCAAAGUAGCUUGUAUUUAACAAUGACAUGAAUGCAGACUGGCAGUAUUUAUUUUCAUUUGGACUCAGGAGUCAAUUGAAGCUGGCCUCACAAGCAGCAGCCAUGUUUUUGCUUGUGCGGGAGGGGCGUGUUGAGACAAGCGCGUACAUAAUUCAUAACCGGCCUUCAUGCGUUUACACUUGGCCCUGGGUGCACAUGCAAGUACUACAUUAAGUAGUUUGCAUGUGGACAAAAGUCUUGGGACAUACCUCUUGUUCAAUUUGUUUACAGUCGGGUUGAGGUAGACAUCUCGGAUUCCUGUGAAUCUGAUGCUGCAUUCCAGACUGCUGGGAAGUAGGAAAUAUCCCACUUGGAACUGCUGAAGUCCAAUCUCAAAGCAUUUCCCAUCGAAAAUCUGCAACAACAACAAAAAACGUGGCAUACCACCUCAAUGAGAUAGAGGUACGUAACAGCCAAGUAUUGUUGGAAAAAUGGGGGGGGAAAUGGAAAAGAUUUUCUCCGACAUUGCUGUGUGGCUUCAGAUUACUUGAGAGGAAUUUCCGACAGCGUCCAAAUGCACUUGAGGUCGGAAAGUCCCACUGUUCUGAAACACGGAAUAAAUUCUUCACCGAACACAAGCAAUUUUGGACAAUUCUAUACCUCCAACUUUGCUGGAACACUUUGACGAAAGCCCAGUACACAAAGAAAGGUCCAGAAAGAAAUUGUAAGAUGAUUUUAGUGCAGGACGAAUAAACACCUAAACAGAGAAAUUCCUACAGAGAUAGUUGAAAAUCUUCCACAAACACACAGGUGCUCCCACACCUUUCUGCUCCUUCAGAGUCAGUUUGAUGGAUUAAAUGUUGGGCAGCAUUAGCGUUAACUAAUGGAAGUAGUGAUGCAGACAAACAUGCCCACAGCAACAACACACAGGCACUCGCAGAGACAGGCGUUGCAUUUUAACAAUGGCGUAGCCACCAAGACUUUAGUUGUCAUAAGAGUCUGUCGGAGCACUGAAGCGCUGUGAAUCAGGCGGAGCUUCUUUUAACAGGAAUGAUAUGGAGCCAAGGCUCUCGACAUUGAAAUUUCCUCUACCACCAAUGAAAGCAACAAUAGCAGCAGUGAUGGUGGAGGAGGAAAGUCUUCCAACUGUUAAAAUUCCACCAAGCGCUUAGAUCCCUGACUUCAUCCUCUCAUGUGCAUCGCUUUCUUUGAACAGAUUUCCAUUAACUCAGUAAGGGACUAAAGGACACACACACACUCCAUUAUCAUCUUUUAGAACAGUAUUCCGUUAACAGUGUAUGUGUAUUCACUCUCAUCAUCAACCCUCAUGUGUUGGGUUAACCUGUCUUGUGUGAUAGCCACAAUGUUUUAUUUUUAUUUUUAAGGCGUUUUAUUUCUGACGAGGGCAGAGCGAAAUGAUGCUCAGACUUUUGGGCCUCAGAAUGUGAUGCAUUUUCCCGGAAAAGUGAGCGACGGUGCUGAAGUCACCCUGGAAAAGUAAAUGGGAUCUGCAUGUCAUAAGAAAAUGAGCAAACGAAUGAGAAUGCUUUGCUUUGAUGUAUCAUAGCUGUAUUUGAAUAAUGAAUUAUUUAAAAAAAAUCUACAAUUGUAAAUAUAUAUUCACGGAAAAAAAUCUGAAGCUUUAUUUUUGUCUUUUUUUAAUUUUCAUCCAUGUACUUUGCACUUUUGUGUGUGCUCUGCUCAUCACGGGCCUGUGGGAUGUGUGUGGCCGGCUGUUUCUCCUCGACAACAUGGUUGAAGCGUCGGGAGCAGACACUCGGCCCAGCGUUACUUAAGGGGACAUGCAAGACACUUUUGUUUCCUUUGGUGAUCAUCUAUUUCUUUUCUGCAGUUGUUUGGUUUUGGGUAACCGUGCAGAAUUCUUUGAUUAAAGACAAAACAAUCCAUGUAAAUAUCACAAUUUCAAAAAUGUAUAUUUUUACGACUUAUGAGUUAUUACUCUUUCAUUUGCAAAUAAAAUAUUC